This is a messenger RNA of Sycon ciliatum, 1723 nucleotides long. RefSeq lists its product as uncharacterized. Gene Ontology annotation, biological process: protein ubiquitination; modification-dependent protein catabolic process. Bases 102 to 1475 code for a protein of 457 amino acids. The record is from RefSeq and is a predicted model, not a curated record. Gene Ontology annotation, molecular function: protein tag activity; ubiquitin protein ligase binding. Gene Ontology annotation, cellular component: cytoplasm; nucleus. NCBI's taxonomy places the organism in Eukaryota, Metazoa, Porifera, Calcarea, Leucosolenida, Sycettidae. The transcript has a single exon.
UUGAUGAACAGCAUUCGCCCAAAAUCUCUUCGUCAGGAGCAGUUUCUAAAUUUUGACCAAGAGCUUUCUUCUCUUCGUUUCCUUCAAGGCCGACUACCACAAUGCAGAUCUUUGUCAAGACCCUCACUGGCAAGACCAUCACCCUCGAGGUUGAGCCCAGCGAUACCAUUGACAACGUCAAGACAAAGAUCCAGGACAAGGAAGGAAUUCCCCCGGAUCAACAACGUCUUAUUUUCGCUGGCAAGCAACUUGAAGAUGGCCGUACCCUCAGUGACUACAACAUCCAGAAGGAGUCCACACUUCAUUUGGUGCUCCGUCUUCGUGGAGGUAUGCAGAUCUUUGUCAAGACCCUCACUGGCAAGACCAUCACACUGGAGGUUGAGCCGAGCGAUACCAUUGACAACGUCAAAACAAAGAUCCAGGACAAAGAGGGAAUCCCUCCAGACCAACAGCGUCUCAUCUUCGCUGGUAAGCAACUCGAGGAUGGCCGUACCCUAAGUGACUAUAAUAUCCAGAAGGAAUCUACCUUGCAUUUAGUGCUGCGCCUUCGUGGAGGUAUGCAAAUUUUUGUGAAAACUUUGACUGGCAAAACGAUCACACUGGAGGUAGAACCGAGUGAUACGAUCGACAACGUCAAGACAAAGAUCCAGGACAAAGAGGGAAUCCCUCCCGAUCAGCAACGUCUCAUCUUCGCCGGAAAGCAAUUGGAAGACGGCCGUACCCUGAGCGAUUACAACAUCCAGAAGGAGUCCACACUUCAUUUGGUGCUCCGUCUUCGUGGAGGUAUGCAGAUCUUUGUCAAGACCCUCACUGGCAAGACCAUCACCCUCGAGGUUGAGCCCAGUGAUACCAUUGACAACGUCAAGACAAAGAUUCAGGACAAGGAAGGAAUUCCCCCGGAUCAACAACGUCUAAUUUUCGCUGGCAAGCAACUUGAAGAUGGCCGUACCCUCAGUGACUACAACAUCCAGAAGGAGUCCACGCUUCAUUUGGUGCUCCGUCUUCGUGGAGGUAUGCAGAUCUUUGUCAAGACCCUCACUGGCAAGACCAUCACCCUCGAGGUUGAGCCAAGCGAUACCAUUGACAACGUCAAAACAAAGAUUCAGGACAAGGAAGGAAUUCCCCCGGAUCAGCAGCGUCUCAUCUUCGCCGGAAAGCAACUGGAAGAUGGCCGUACCCUCAGCGAUUACAACAUCCAGAAAGAGUCCACACUUCAUUUGGUGCUCCGUCUUCGUGGAGGUAUGCAGAUCUUUGUCAAGACCCUCACUGGCAAGACCAUCACCCUCGAGGUUGAGCCGAGCGAUACCAUUGACAACGUCAAGACAAAGAUCCAGGACAAGGAAGGAAUUCCCCCGGAUCAGCAGCGUCUCAUCUUCGCUGGAAAGCAACUGGAAGAUGGCCGUACCCUGAGCGACUACAACAUCCAGAAAGAGUCCACUCUUCACUUGGUGUUGCGUCUUCGUGGAGGCUGUUAAGCGGUCAUGCAACUCUGCACUCAAACACUGUGUACUUGAUACCUGUUCUUUACAGAUGUUUUCAACUCACAAAGCUACAAUCCUACUCGAUACAUUGAAUUUUUACUGCUGAUUGGUAGAUCUCCUUUCCCGGCAUGUAUUGUGUACAACCAGCUCCUUUCUACCCGAUAUUGCCUUCUCAUCUUGUUGGUCGUGUCCUUAUAUUGCGCUGUCUUUCACUUACAAUCCUCAUCAGGUUGUAACAUCUA